AUGAGAUAUGUAUUUCAAGUAGCAAAAGUAGUGACACAUGGUGUAUUCUUUGCAAAAGCGCCGCGUAUAUGUCAGCUGACAGAAAAACGAUUAAAUUCUUAGUUUUUUCAUUUCUUCCCCAGUUAAGAAAUUGUUGACCAAAAUCAAUGGUAUAAUUUGGAUUUCUAGUAAUCAGUUCGCCCAUUUUUAUACAUGCUAAUGUGUCAUCUGAGAUAAUGAUUCUGCAUUAUAUAAUUUCCUUCUAAAGAGAUGUUAUGGUGAUGAAUAAAAGGUGAAUGAGAUAUAUUCGAUCUCGUGUAACGAGUGGCGUCAUAAAAAAAAAUGACUGACUCUUCAGCCUCCGGCGUAUCUGCCAUUAUAAGGAUAAUUAACAAAGUAGUGACAUUUGUAAAGUGUAUCGUACGAACAGGCUUUGUAAUAUUAAAUAAUAUCUAUUGUAUACCUACGUACAUAGUAUGGAUGACCUUGUUAUAUCCUGUGAAAGUAUAUCAACCACAAGUAUAUUGGCGAAUAGAGGGUCUUUUUUUUCAUUGGUUACUGGCCAUGGUUUCUAUGUGGACUUGGUCAGCUGGUUAUGAUAUAAUAGAACAAGGUGAUAAUAUAGAGAAGAUUACUAGUGAAAGAACACUUGUUAUAGUAAAUCAUCAAAGUACUGGGGAUGUUCCUAUGUUAAUGACAACAUUUAAUACAAAAUCAAAUGUAUUGCCCAAUUUAAUGUGGAUUAUGGAUAGAAUAUUUAAGUUCACUAACUUUGGUAUAGUUUCUAUCUUACAUCAUGACUUUUUUAUAAUUUCUGGUCGUAAACGAAGAGAUGAAAGCUUAAGACAAUUAGAAAGACAUCUUAAAGAAUCGUAUAUAGGGCUUGACAGAAAAUGGUUGAUUUUGUUUCCUGAAGGAGGUUUCUUAUGCAAGCGUCGUGAAACAUCACAAAAAUAUGCUAAAAAAAAUAACUUGCCUAUCCUAGAAAAUGUGAGUUUACCUAGAGUAGGAGCAAUGCAGAUAAUAUUUAACACUCUCGGUCCAGUGCAAGAUAACAAGGUGCAACAUGACCACUUAAACAACAGAGCAAGCGUGGCACCAACUGAAAUCACCUGGGUUCUUGAUAUAACAAUAGCAUAUCCUCAGGGUAAACCUAUUGAUUUACCUGCAAUUAUAACUGGUUCAAGACCACCUUGCGAAACAUUUAUGUUUUAUCGACUUUAUCCUAGUAAAAUGGUUCCACGUGAACCAGAACUAUUGUCUAAGUGGUUAUAUGAUAGAUGGGUAGAGAAAGAAUUGCUUUUGGAAAAUUUUUAUAAACAUGGCGCAUUUCUUGGUACACACGAAUCAGCUGUAAAAGGUUCGAAAAUCCAACAGGAUCCACUAAGAUUCCUAGUCAUUCAUUUGUUUUUUAUAACAUCUAGUUAUAUACAUUAUAAUAUGUUUCAAUAUAUAUUAUCCUGCUUUUGGUAAGACAACCUAUGCUAUUUAAGUAUAGCAUUAAAAUUUUAGGAUAAUUGUAACACAAAAAGUGGAUUAUUCCUGCCUUAAACAAUAUUAACAUUUAUUACAAUAAAAUAACGAGUGUAUGGAUUGUCAAUUCCAAUUGAACUGUUUACAAUUUAGAUACAUUUUAAUGGUUAAUGCCACUAUUUCAUUUGAAACAAUAAAAUAUUGGAUUUAGCACGCGUAUAA
Molecule: messenger RNA, 1674 nt
Organism: Vespula vulgaris
Lineage: Eukaryota; Metazoa; Arthropoda; Insecta; Hymenoptera; Vespidae
Product: acyl-CoA:lysophosphatidylglycerol acyltransferase 1-like
Exons: 7
Coding region: 322-1452 (376 amino acids)
Cellular component (GO): endomembrane system
Molecular function (GO): acyltransferase activity
Source: RefSeq, a predicted model, not a curated record